AAUCUAGCAACUUUAUAUCAUCCACCCAUGGCCGCCCCAACUAGACAGUUCCACGGCCUCUCGAUCACCCGGGAUAUGCCAACGACGCGCUCCCAGGCGGAGCCGCACUCGGACGACAGCGAUAGCAGCGAGCGCCUCGAAAGCGACAGCGAAGACAGCGAAGACAGCGAUGACAGCGAUGACAGCGAUGACAGCGAUGCCGAGGAGGGCGACUCGGCCGCGUCGUCGACCAUCCGAGGCAAGUCCGGGAUCACUUACGAGCUCGCCAACCUUGAUUCCGACUCCGAGGCCAGGGCUCUUGUUGGGUUGACCAGCCAGUUCAACGUGGUCAGCUGCUGUGCGACACGCGCAGGGUUUGUCUUCCAAUUCACCGAGCAGCCUCGUGUCCAUCUUAGCUCGGAGGGGUAUACGUGCACCUGCUCGACCUUUUCAGGUCGACCCGACGUGGCCUGUCAGCACAUUUUCUGGCUCCUCGAUCAGCUGCAUGGCUGCCUCAUCCCUCAACCUCCUGCCUCCGACGUACCUCUGUCGAGCGAUGGACGUCUACCGAGAUUUGGGCGCAUGGAACAACUCCUGGCCGGCAAGCUGGAGACUAUCGCGGACCAGCUGAGCUGGCAGUAUGUCCGUUCCGAGGCCGAGGGUGGAAUGGGCCGCCAGGAGAUGGUGAGGGACAUCCUGUCUGCCUUCAGCACGGUGGUCCUCCCCGAGGACUUCCGGCUGGACCUCGUCGACGACGCCGGGCAGUCGCGCACCCCCGAGCAGUGCGUCGUACAGGGCGACUUCGAGGCCACCAUGUUCCGGCUCGCCGUGCACGACGACGCGGUCUACUCCAGCCUGUGCAAGGCCAUGCCCGUCGGCGCCUGCGCCGCGAUCUACUUCGACAAAGUGCACCAGAGGCUGCGGAAGCUGCUCGUCGACUUCGACCGGUACUGUCUGACGGGCCAGGCACCGACUGGGACAGCGGACAUGGACGUGGACAAAGUGAUCGGGGAAAUCCAAACCAGCGUCGAUCGCAUUGGGAAGAACAUCCUCGCCCGCGCCCCCCACGGGAUGGAAGGCGCCGCGAAAACCCUGAUCACGCUGCUGGAGGACAUCUGCGGCCGCAACAAGGACGCGCUAGACGGGAACCGAUGGGGAAGAACCUCAUUCCGCGGCGAGGACGAGGACCAGCGCAACCUCUUCCACCAGCUGGUCGGACGAGCCGACGAGACGAGCAAAUUCUUCAUCCUCGACGUCCUGCAGCACAUGCCGCCCUCGGACCUUCACCAGUUCCAGGGCAGGUUGAGGGCCAUCCUGCGCAAGAUCGAAGUCGACCGUGCCCCCAAGGCUUACAUCCUCCAGCUGAGUACACUGAUCCGUGCCGCGGAAUCUUCCACGGCCAAUGCGGGCCAGAAACGACCGGCUUCUGCUACGACUUCUCGGGGCGAUAGCAAGCGGACUCGCUGAGGCUUCAUAAUCGCGUCAUCGCGUCCGUGACGUGAUAACUUGUGCAUUCUACCGCUGAUACUUCCUCGAUCUAUCUAUCUGUCUAUCUAUCUACAUCCUAUUGUGUAUUGUUUUUUUUUUUUGGCAUUGGGCGGUUUUUUUUCCUCAAUACCCCAUACACCAGUGUUUUGAAUUGAAUUGCUUGCUCAGUGGACCCUUGAUCCGAAC
Aspergillus heteromorphus CBS 117.55 is the source of this 1653-nucleotide messenger RNA. RefSeq lists its product as uncharacterized. Bases 28 to 1446 code for a protein of 472 amino acids. The transcript is spliced from 2 exons. The record is from RefSeq and is a predicted model, not a curated record. Lineage: Eukaryota; Fungi; Ascomycota; Eurotiomycetes; Eurotiales; Aspergillaceae. Gene Ontology annotation, molecular function: zinc ion binding.